UAGCAUUGGUUAUUGACUCUGAGCAGCUCUGGACAAUGAAUACCGCAGAGGUUCUUGACUUUCGGGAGCUGGAGAGAGAGCUGGCCAAUGCCGUGGCUGCAGACGAGAAGUACCAGAGGGAGAAUGAUGCCAAGUUCCGUGCCAUCCAUCAGAAAGUGGCAUCUUAUGAGGAGUUCAGAGAUAUUGUACUUGCAUCUAACCUGAAACCCUUGGAGCGGAAGGACAAGAUUGGAGGAGAUAGGAAGCAGCCAUGGAAUCCAACUGCCUCAACAAGCGGCUCAUCCAGAGAGGCAGUUUGUACCGUAUUACAGAAAAGUUUAAACCCACAUACUCUGUAGACUGGCCACUGAUUUAAUGCGUUUGAAUUCACCCGUGAGUGGCGCAGGAUAGACGCAAAGAAAAGAUACGACUUCCUCCUGCAGAUCGGAGCUGAAAAACUGUCCCUCAUUUUCCAUGCGGAGGUGUGCUCGGCACUCUUGGGAGACAUCCUUCAGGUACUGGAGGAGAACCUCCAGGGAACACAGUGGCAGGAAGUGAUGGACAUCUUGAAUUGCCUGGCACAGACAAAACGUUUUGACCUCAACCUGGUCUUCCUCAGUAAAGCUGAACAGGGAAGCUGCAGGGACUUAUUUGGGAAGCUAAAAAGUAUAUCCAAUGAGGAAAAGGAUACUGAUGUUAAAAACAGUUCAACGCUGAUCCAUCUUAUGUCUCUUUAUAAAGUCACAGAAUAAAGCAUAUCAA
This is a messenger RNA of Nanorana parkeri, 741 nucleotides long. RefSeq names its product coiled-coil domain containing 103 (gene DNAAF19). Gene Ontology annotation, biological process: determination of left/right symmetry; inner dynein arm assembly; epithelial cilium movement involved in extracellular fluid movement. Gene Ontology annotation, cellular component: outer dynein arm. The transcript has 5 exons. NCBI's taxonomy places the organism in Eukaryota, Metazoa, Chordata, Amphibia, Anura, Dicroglossidae. The record is from RefSeq and is a predicted model, not a curated record.